Molecule: messenger RNA, 825 nt
Organism: Penicillium riverlandense
Lineage: Eukaryota; Fungi; Ascomycota; Eurotiomycetes; Eurotiales; Aspergillaceae
Product: C2H2-type zinc finger protein
Exons: 1
Coding region: 1-825 (274 amino acids)
Biological process (GO): regulation of transcription by RNA polymerase II
Molecular function (GO): RNA polymerase II cis-regulatory region sequence-specific DNA binding; DNA-binding transcription factor activity
Source: RefSeq, a predicted model, not a curated record
AUGUCCAGUGGCAGGACGAGCAUUGUGUCGAUCCUGAACAACGAUGAUAACCCGUCGUUUGCCGUCCGCUCUGCUCCAAGACUCAACCGCAGCCCCAGCUCCCAAUCCGCUCAUUCGUACCAACCGGAGCAACAGCCUGCUCCCACCAGUGAACCGUUCCACGCCCGGCCGCAUGCAUUGCCCGAGUCACCGGGAGGUACCACUCGGCAUCCCUUUGACCCGGUGACGGAGGCCGCGCAGCCGACCUCUCCGGGCUCCUCAGACGGCUCAUCCGUCGCCUACGACUACUUCACCAGCCAGCCAUCAUCAUCAUCCGCCUUUCACCCGUACGCCAGGCAGGACCUGCGACGGGACCGGUACCGGUUUCCGUCACGAGGACCAGCACCCGCCCGGACGCCGCCUGAGACCCGUGCGGAGCCCCCUUCAGAAGCAACAGCAUCAUCAUCUUCUUCACAAACCCCGAGCGGGACUCGAGACACCACCGGUCGAAAGAACAAAUACCCAUGCCCGUACGCCGCCAGUCAUGGCUGCACAGCUACAUUUACAACCUCGGGCCACGCCGCACGACAUGGCAAGAAGCACACUGGCGAGAAGAGCGUGCAUUGCCCGAUCUGUAACAAGGCUUUCACUCGCAAGGACAACAUGAAGCAGCAUAUCCGCACCCACCGCAACACGCACUCGGACGAGAUGCGCUCGGCGUCGGAGCCCGAGUCGGGGCGAUGGGGGAUCCAGUCGUCUUCACACCAACGUACCGCCAGCACCGUGAGUAGCAUCAGUCAAUCCACGGAGACGGGGACCCUGCCUCGACCAACACUCGGCCCGUAA